Messenger RNA from Amoebophrya sp. A120, 4421 nucleotides. NCBI's taxonomy places the organism in Eukaryota, Dinophyceae, Syndiniales, Amoebophryaceae. The record is from the annotation of a GenBank genome assembly.
CGGUGACGACUAUGUUCCAAGGCCUCGCUCAUCGCAUCGGUACCAUGCUGACGCCACGGUGGAUGACCGAGGCGUUCUGGCGAAGCAAGCUGCCAGAGUGGGUUUACGAAACCAACAGCACCCUGCGCAUCCUGCAGAUUAAAGAAUGGUGCUCCAGCCUGCUGCCCUCGAUCGUGCGCCAGGGACGUGCGCUGGACCGGCACACCAGCGGGGACAUCCAGGAAUCGCUCAACUACCUCGUGCUCAUCCUGAAGGGCAUCUCCAUUUACUCGGUACAGUACGGAGUGCUGUUUUUUCUGCUGUUCUUCUUUCCCCUGGGUCACCUCCCGAUGGUGAUCGGCUCCUGGCUCGGAACCAUCAUGUCCAUCGAAAGUGGUCACGGCCUGAUUGCCGGGUACAUACUUUCCCCUUCCCUUUCCACGCUCGGGCUCUUCGCACUGGUGUCCAACUUUCUUCGCGUCGAGCGCAUCGGGCAAAUCAUUGAGCACCAAGACGAGACGAGGCGCGAGGCGCAUAACGCGGUGGUGGCCUCGGUGCAGGCGGGCGAAUCGGCCUUCAUCAGCGAGCUGAUGGAUUUCCUUACGGCCGCGAAAGAUCUUGUCGCGGACGCGCGGCAAAGCGGCAUUACGCUUCGGUUGCCGAUACACGCUCACAGAUUUCCCAACCUGCUGCACUUUUUUCAUACUACCAUGACCGGCGGCAGCUGGGCGAAGCGUUACUUCCUUCCCGAAACCAACGAAACUUUCUCGACGUUGCCUGUGUUUGAUCGCGGGGACCAGCAGGCGGGCAAGGGCAAGGAGACGAGUGCAGGAGUGCCAGAACAACACGCCGAUGCUGGGUCAGAUGCUGGAAAGGCAGGCGCCGGCGGCGUGGGUGCACAGUACACGGUCAACACGAUGCCGUCCCUUUCCUGGGUCUGGUCUGCCCGUAUAGUAUCGUGAGGAAAAAUCUCCCCUCCCCAUAUUGAAAGCGCAUCCAUCUGAAAAUGUGUGAUGCAGAUUGUGACCACAAAUCGCGUUUGUCUUGCAAGAAGGCAAGGCCAGGCUGCCCGGCACGUUAUGCAGGCGAUUUGUAAUGUUGUAGGGCCUACGGGGCAGCCGUCUACCAUGUUAGGCGCCUGCGCCACGAGGCCCCCUCCUAGGCUUGGGAGCUGCGUGCAGUGCUCUAUUGCAGCACAAAUUUGAUUUGUGUACUGAAAUACAGCAUCAGAAAUUUCGUUUUCGAUAUGGGGAGGGGGCUUUCUUCACUUUGAUAUACAGCGUCGUCCCUUUCCAACCCUGCACAAAACACGUUGCGAGCGAAGCAGGAGUUCCAGCAGCUUUCAGACCCGGGGAAACUAUGGAUGGCAAAUAUGUCUGGGUCUGGAAACUUGUGAUGCACGGAAGGGAAUAUGUUGGCUACGCUGUAAUGCGCUGCCAAGCAUGACAAGUUUUUCCCUGGUUCAGAGUUGCGUACCCCGCAUGAGAAACUGCGUUUUUGCAUGCGAGAGGAGCCCUGCGCGGCCACGCAAUACAGAGUUUAGAGUCAUGCCAGACUAGCAUGACAAAUCUCGCAAUCUCCCAGGCCCAGACAUAUUUGCAUUGGAUACAAAGAGUUUGUCCACAAGGCGUUAAAGAAGUAUCGCUCGCACUUGGAGUAUAUGCCUUGCAAACAUGUCUGGGUCUGGAAAGUUGUGAUGCUAGCUUGCGAAUCGUAAGCAACCUCCAAUAUGGGGACGCGCAUGACAAGUUUCCGAGCGACUAGGUCUUGCGUAAACUGCAUGAGCGGCUGCGUUUUGCGUUAAGUACAUUAAAACAGCCCGGUAGCGCAACAGCGUGGUAGCGCAACAUGCAUGACAGAUCUUUUAUUUUCUCCUUUCAGCAGAGCAUGACAAGUCAAUCUCCCGGACCCAGACAUACUUGCAAUGGAUAGAGUACGAGGCCGCCGAAAAUGCGGAGAACUGGUUGCCCCACCCGCUGCUGCGGAAGCACGUGUACCUCAGCUUGCUGCCCCUUCACGACUACCGCAACACCAGCCUUAUCAACUGUAAAAAUGUCUGGGUCUGGAAGAAUCCAAAUUGUCAUGCUGAUUUUGGAUUCUAAAAAAAUCUGUAUUGCAUGAGCAGGAAAGAGACUCCAAGUUUCGCUACACGGAAAGAGCAUUUGUCAUGCGGUAUAGGCAUCAGGAAGCCCUCACAAAAUCUGUGAUGCUAGGGCAUGCAUCACAGACAUCAGGAGUCAUGCAAAAUGUGCAUGACAACCCUGGCAAUCUUCCAGACCCAGACAUUUUUACAUUUGAUAACCCUGCAACUGCCCCAAUUUGUGCGGACCCUCGAGGCCCGCAUCGUGGACCUGAUGCACUAUUGAGAGGAAAAAUCCCCCCUCCCCAUAUCGAAAAGGUAUGUUUCCGAAAAUUUGUAUUGCUGAUUUGAGACCACAAAUCACGUCUGUCUUGCAAGAAGACAACUCCGAAGGCUCUGCCGCAUUAUGCAGGCGGUUUGUGAUGCUGUUGGGCCUACAGCAUAGACGUUUCUCAUGCUAAGCACCUAGGCCAAAAGCUCGCUUCUAUUCAGGCUUGGUAGGAGCCUGCGGUCCUCUACUGCAAGACAGACCUGAUUUGUAUACGCAAAUCCAGCAUCAGAAACUCCCUUUCGAUAUGGGGAGGGGGGAUUUUUCCUUGUGAUAUGCACCGCCACUUGCCCUCGACCAAGGACCUCGGCUUCAGCUCCGUGGCCGAGUUCGCGAGGCUCCGCCUGCUGAAUGUGUACAUAUCAACUGUAAAAAUGUCUGGGUCUGGAAGAGUCAUGCUGUUUUUACAUGACACAGAAGGUCUGGCAUGGAAGCUCUAGCAUGACAGGUUUCCAGAAGCUUCCGCAAUGCCGAAUCUGCAUGACAAGUCCCCCACUUUGGUGGCAGAAAGCGGGCAGCUUUUGCUGCCCAUGCAUGAGAAAUUUUUCUGUGUUCUGAAAUGCGCGUCACAAGUUUGUAUUUUUCCGGACCCAGACACUUUUGCAUUUGAUAGUACAACCCCGACGACAACUCGCGGCCGAAUAAGCAGCUCACCCUAUCCCAGAGAAAAAAGCUGGCAGGGCAUAUUUGUAAUGCAAAAAUAAAUACACAGAAAAACUUGUCAUGGGUGGCCCCAUAGCAUGCUGUUUCGGAUAUGCAAUGCAGAUUUUUUUGUGUAUUUAUUUUUGCAUUACAAAUAAAAAUAUGCCCUUAGAGCUUUUUUCUGUGUGAUACACCCGAGCGGAAAACCAGCGCGCGGUGCGCAAGUACAAGUCCCACGUUUUGGCCACGGACUUCUCGCGCCAACGCGCGGCGCAGAAGAAAGACGUGCUUCUGAUCGGGCAGGACGGGGACCCCCGGCACCCGGUCGCGUUCUGCAUCCUAUCAAAAUGAAAAAUGCCCCCACCCCCGAACUUGGGAGCAUUUGUAUUGCAAACCUUUCCAAAUAAUGAAACACUCGCCCUCUUGCAUCUAUCAGCGCCACAGGUUUCCAAUGGUGAAUAGCAAAAAUCUGUAUUGCAAAAGACCCCAGCAAGAGCGGCGCUUGUCAUGCAAGCGAGGAUGCGAUACACGACUAGAACAAAAAGUUUUCAUUUGGAAACUUCGCAUCACAAAUUUUUGCAAUUUCCGGGGUGGGGGGCAUUUUUCACCGUAAUACAUCCACUUUCAACUGUACGAGCGGCUGCUCGAAACCAACGAUUACCGGAAGUGGCGGCUCGACUGCGAAGUGCUUGCGCCCGGUAUCGAAAGGAAAAAUCCCCCCUCCCCAUAUCAAAACAGGAUUUCUGAUGCUGGAUUUGUGUACACAAAUCAGCUUUGUAAUGCAGAGAGGCACUGCGGCCAGAUCCCCAGGCUAGGUAGGGGCGUAUGGGUCUAGUUGUUCAGCAUGGCAAACGGCUCCCCCUUAGGCCCAACAGCGUGACAAAUCGCCUCCAUAAUGCGGCGGAAGCUUCUGCCCCUGUCUUCGUGCAAGACAAAUGCGACCUGUGGCCUAAAAUCAGCAACGCAAAUUUUCGGCGACAUACCUUUUCAAUAUGGAGAGGGGGGAUUUUUCCUUUCAAUACCCGGCCCCAAGCACUGGUACCGCAACGGCAAACCGCCCCCCUACGCCGUGCGGCAUAUCAAAUGCAAAAAUGUCUGGGUCUGGAAGAGUGCAGAAGUUUGUCAUGCAGACUUUCCGUGACCGUGACCCAUGAGGUCUGUGAUGCAGGACCUAGCAUGACAGAUUCUGUGCGAUCUCUCUCAUGCAUAUCCUGCAUGAGAAACACCCUCCCGACUUGGUAAAAACUGGACGACUUUUGGUAAUCGUGCAACACAGAUUUAUGCAUGCUUCAGAUUUAGCAUGACAAGUUGCAUUCUUCCAGACCCAGACAUUUUUGCACUUGAUACGGCAGGCCGGGCUGCGAUUUCGCGUGCUGGUGCAGAAGCGGUGGC